Prorocentrum cordatum is the source of this 223-nucleotide messenger RNA. Lineage: Eukaryota; Dinophyceae; Prorocentrales; Prorocentraceae. The record is from the annotation of a GenBank genome assembly.
GAAGCGGACGAAGCUGAUCAGCCGCUCCUCGAAGAGCUGCGUGCAGAGAUUCGGUCUUGCCACUUCCGCGCCAGAGAUAGACAAGUCGGAAGAACAUCCGGCAAAUGCCCGCACGCGAACGACGAGGAGGACGAUUCUUCUGUCGUGGGACGAUUAUUCGAGGUUGCCGCCUCGCAGGAGCGGCGACAUGUGCCGGCGGCACCAAGCUUAUGCAGAUUUAGGC